Messenger RNA from Polychytrium aggregatum, 1443 nucleotides. RefSeq lists its product as uncharacterized. Bases 81 to 1256 code for a protein of 391 amino acids. NCBI's taxonomy places the organism in Eukaryota, Fungi, Chytridiomycota, Chytridiomycetes, Polychytriales. The transcript is spliced from 2 exons. The record is from RefSeq and is a predicted model, not a curated record.
CGCUUGCCUCACCGUCCUCCGCAUCUGCCUCAUUUCGCCCCCCCCCUUGCCAGCCAACACUUUCAGCUAAUCUGCCCAAGAUGAGCUACCAGAACACAUACAAUCCCUUUCUCCAGUCCCAAGUCCCGCCGCAGCCCUUCCAGCAACAACAGCCCUUCCAACAACAAUCCUUCCAGCAACAACAGCCUUUCCAGCAACAAUCCUUCCAGCAGCAGCAACACCAGCUCUCCCCCGCCCUGGAUCCGCAGUACCAGGCAUUCCAGCAACUCGCGGCCAACCAAGCCCAGCCAAUGCUGCUCCAACAGCAGUUUGCUCCCCAGCCGUCGCCCCAAGCCCAGUCCGUGUCCGCGUUGUCCUUCCAGAGUCAGGCCGUUCAGCCUCUCGCAGCGCCGCAGGGGCUCGGCCAGCCUCUUCAGCAGCCGCUUUCCACCAGCCCAAGUUUCCAGAAUAAUCCGUUUUUGACCCAGCCUGGGUCCAUUGCCGUUGCUGGUGCGCCAGCCGUAUAUGCUGCCUCGUCGAAUCCCCAGGCGUUCUUUGCUCAAGCUCCAGCCGCCUUGCCCAACCAGUUCGUCCAGCCCGCCAAGUAUAAUCAAGAUCUGCUUUCAGAGUUCGACCCCUAUGCAAACCUUGGCUCGCUAGGCGCCCCUGCAUUCUCGGCCGGAGUGCAGGCCCCCAUCCAGCAGGUGCCCGCCCAGCUUCCGCAGCAGCAACUGGCUGCCCCAUCGACCUUUGGGCUCUACGGUAGCCCACCCAAGCCUGAUGUCAACCUGGUUGGCGUUCUGCCGCUCGGAGUGGCCCACGGCGCCGUGCCUCAGGCUGGCUCGAUCGCAGCUGCCCCUCUCGCCAGCACCAUCCCUUCCUUGAACAGACUAAAAUCCCAAGAAGACAUUGAUCGCGAGUACGCCUGCAAGAUUGCCAUGGAGGAUCUUGACUCGGCCAAGCGGCUCGAGGCACUCAAGAAGACGGGAAAGCUGCCUGAGCUGCCGGACACUAGCCACGACGAGGAACUUGCCCGUCAGCUUGCUCACGAGAGCUCGCCGCCUUCAACAUUGGCGUCAUCCACAACGAUGCUGUACAAGGCGGAUACGUCCCGCGAUGAAGAACUGGCUCGCAAACUGCAGGAUGACGAGAAAAUGAUGAGCCGUGGCUCGGCGAGCCGCGGAUAUACCGGCAACGAGGAGAUGCUGCACAGCUCACGAGCUAGCAGCGGCAUCAAGCUCCCGUGGUCCAAGAAGAAUACGACUCGCCGACACUAGCGAGCGACUGGGCGAACGAGAGCUUUGCUUUGCCUCUUGGAUGUGGGCAUCAGGGAACAUGGAGCAGCGAUCCGGGUUCAGUCGGACACACCCGCCCUUCCUCCGAGAUCAUCCACAUGCAAUGUAUGUGGUGAGGUUGCCUGGAUACUCCUUCAACACGCUGCAUUCCUUCUGUCACGGUUACAAA